UAACAACGCCACAGCACUUGCAGUGGCCCUUCACCUCCCCUCACUAGCUUAACUUCAUUAUCGGAAAGAUGCUUACAGACCGUGAAUCUGAGCGAGAUUCUAGCCACUGUCCUCAUUGCGGCCUUACCCCUCAAGGAACACGAGCGAACUAUACUCUUUAUGUUCGGAAUGCUCGAAUCGAGGAACUACUUUCCACUAAUCGCCCGCUUCUGGCUGCUGAAGAAGUUACAUAUCGUGAUUUACUAGCUCGAAGCUCGGAGCGUUUAUCGACAAUCGAAAAUCAGAUGCACCACCUUCGUGCACAGUUGGACGUGGCAGAGAAGCAGAGGGAGGAGGUACUUGUCAUGAACCAGGACCUCAAGUCUGUCACUAGUCCCAUUCGCAGACUUCCAGACGACUCUUUGCGGGAAAUACUGUUGGCCAGUUGUCGUUCAUGGGCCGAUGACAAUUUUCUCGUUUUCUCCAUCAACAUGCGAGGCAAACCUUGGGUUUUGUCUCAGGUGUGCAGUCGCUGGAGGAAUGUUGCAUUAUCAUUCCAGAAAAUUUGGGCUUCCUUCCGCAUCGAUACGCAAUACAUAUCCCCUACGCGAGUAGCACAACAAAGGGCCUCGUUUGCGUUAGGACAGCAAAUUCGUAGAGCAGGUCGGCAUGAACUCACUAUUUCAAUUUGUGACACAGAUGACGGCCGUUUGGGUGCCCCUUACGAUCUGAUACUACCCCUACUCCUUUCCACUUGCUCGCAGUGGCGAUAUCUAGAACUGAAAUGUCAUACUCGCGCACUCAUCCAUUUCGCCCCCAUCAGGAGCUACCUGGAAUCCCUUGAAACGGUUCACCUUUCUAUACGAACCAGCGCGCGCUGGGAACAAGAAAGUACACCCUCCAACAUAUUCGAAUUUGCGCCCAAACUGCGUCGGGUCUCCCUCGGUAGCGGGCGGAAGGACAUCGUACGGUCCUUUACCAUACCUUGGCCUCAGAUUGUGGAAUACAAAGAGGGCGGUAAAAGGAAAGGCAGCCACCAUCUGGAAGUGUUGCGACGGGCCACCGCCAUCACAGAUGUCCGCAUUAAUUCGACCCUGCUCCCAGAGGCCGAGGGCGGGGUCCCCUACACUCUCGGAGGACAAAUAGUCCGAGUGCCCACUCUUCGCAACCUUCGUGCGCGUUUGAAGCUCAACGACAGCCAUUUUCAAGCGAUGUUCGAUAAGCUCGAGCUACCUGGGCUACGCGUGCUUUCCACGGCUCUUCCCCCCAAAGCGGAUCCUUUUAUCUCGCUUAUCGACCGCUCGCAGUGUUAUCUGACAACGCUAUUAAUCACCGCAAACACGCCCGAUAUUGGUACAGAGCUGCUUCGACUAUGCAAAGUCACUCCUCACCUACGCGUACUUUGCAUCGCCUCUGACGGCGAGGAGAGUGGCCCUAUCCCCAUAUCGGACUUUUUGAUCGAGCUCGUGCAUCCCACUGAUGGAGAUUGCUACUUGCUUCCCACAUUGACGUGUCUGAAUUUAAUGCAGUUGAACUGGAAUCCGAGAGACACAGUUGUGUUGCAGCUUAUAGAGUCGCGCGCGGGAGGAUGGGUCGAAGGAGAUAACGACGAGUCAUUCGAUGAUGAUGGCACAGUGACUCGAGAAGGCGUGGCUCAGCUGAAGAAGACAUUACUGCCGCGUUCUUUUGAACUAGCGUAUACAGAGGAGUUGGAACGGUUACGGUCAAUGGGGCUGAAGAUUAUUACACAACGGAAAUGAUGUCCCGAGGUAUCCAAAGCCUACGAUCCCAUGAACAGCGUAACUACGCCAUAACUCGAUUCAAUGAAAACUGUAAUCUUCAGACGUUUAUCCAGUGUCAAUUCCAACACGAGGCGAGUGUGUUCCAAAGGUACACAAGAGCACGAGGGCUAAGGAUACAGAGUUUAAAAUUUAAACACCGAUACUGAUGAGGUCAUAGGCAGGAACAGCCAGUCUGUUCCAUCAGGGUGGUUUUAUUCAACCUUUUGAUUCGAUGUCCACUCACGCAGUU
Messenger RNA from Desarmillaria tabescens, 2010 nucleotides. RefSeq lists its product as uncharacterized. The record is from RefSeq and is a predicted model, not a curated record. Bases 69 to 1739 code for a protein of 556 amino acids. NCBI's taxonomy places the organism in Eukaryota, Fungi, Basidiomycota, Agaricomycetes, Agaricales, Physalacriaceae. The transcript is spliced from 2 exons.